CUAGGCAGCCCAGUCUCUCCAGGCACCUAGGAAUCUGCAAAAGAGCUUUUCCCACGCAAAGAAGUCCAGGGGCCACAAACAAGGCCCCCGGAAUCAUGUCAGACCCCACAGUCACUGCCUUCCUGACCAAGGUGCUUUGCUCACAAGGUGGUCGACUGCCCAGGCAACUGCUGCCUGAAUUCUUGGAGCUUCCUACCCAGCAAAUAGAGGAGAUACUGCAGGAUGAACCUCAGAAGUUUACGAUGGUUGGGGAACUGAUCUUGGCCCGAAACCCUGUGAGGAUCUGUGCCAAAUAUUUCAAGAAUGAACCAGAGGAGGAGUGUGACAAGCUGCACCUAUGCCGACACUAUCUGCAGGGCAAAUGCUGGCCUGGCAAGAGGCCACAGUGCAAGCUCUCGCAUGAUGUUUUAUCAGAUCAUAACCGGUUGGUUUUAAAAGCCAAUGAGAUUAUUGGACAGAAUGAAGAGGAGCUAAAAGUCCUCCUGUUCCAGAAUGACCACCAACUGCUGCCGGAGGUUUGUAUGAACUAUCUGCAUGACACAUGUGAUCUCGGUAAGGAUUGUACACGGCUUCACAUUUGUGGUUUCUUCACAUGAGGAGAAUGUAAUCAUCGCAUCUGUAAAUUUUCACACUACCUCCUGGAGUUCAGUUCGGACUUAAUCAACCACAGUCGUAUAUCUGAGGUGUCUAUUCAGAACUUUCAGAUGCUAUGUACUGUGAAACACAAUGAACGCCUUCAGUCACUGAGGGUAGAGGGAAAAUAAGAAGCAUCUGCAGUACCAGGCCACUGCAAAGGUGAUAAAAUGUUGUAUUGUCAAGUAAAGCAUUGUGAUUUACAUAAUUUGUAUACCUGAUAGCAUUGUAUGGACAGUUUAGGGUUAACCACCCGGGUUCACUUUCCUACGUUGCCAGCAGAUGGUCCGAGGAAUCAUCUUUUUAGUUUAGUCAGUAGAGAGUAGUGAGUCUAGCUGUGCCACAGCAAGGGUCUACAUCAGUAAGCUCCUCAGAACUAGGCUGGAGCUCAGAGAACCUUCAUCCCUGAUACUUCUACAGCCAAGGAACAUACUUUAUCAUCA
Bufo gargarizans (Asiatic toad) is the source of this 1076-nucleotide messenger RNA. It is a transcript of the gene ZC3HAV1L, whose product is annotated as zinc finger CCCH-type containing, antiviral 1 like. The record is from RefSeq and is a predicted model, not a curated record. Bases 96 to 596 code for a protein of 166 amino acids. The transcript is spliced from 3 exons. Lineage: Eukaryota; Metazoa; Chordata; Amphibia; Anura; Bufonidae. Gene Ontology annotation, molecular function: metal ion binding.